Messenger RNA from Aphanomyces invadans, 1101 nucleotides. RefSeq lists its product as hypothetical. Gene Ontology annotation, biological process: regulation of exit from mitosis; protein dephosphorylation; positive regulation of cytokinesis. The record is from RefSeq and is a predicted model, not a curated record. Bases 1 to 1101 code for a protein of 366 amino acids. Gene Ontology annotation, molecular function: protein tyrosine/serine/threonine phosphatase activity. The transcript has 13 exons. Lineage: Eukaryota; Oomycota; Saprolegniomycetes; Saprolegniales; Verrucalvaceae.
AUGACCGCCAUCUCCGUUGUGGACGGUGUCGCCUUGGCAGUUCUUGGCGACGAUGGAUCGCCGCCGCACACCGAUGGGGAAGUGUGGGUGAACUGCAGCGACGACAAAGACAACGUCAUCCGGUAUACGCGCUUCUUCGCCGACUUUGGACCGCUCAACCUGGCGCAGACAGUUCGGUUUUGCCUCCGCCUGAACGUGUUCGCGUCGACAGGUCGAGUCGUCUGCUUCACCAAGCGGCGCGACAGGCACCACACGGCGAAUGCAGCAGCGUUACUCGCUCUGUACGCUGUCUUGAUUCGAGGCAAAGGUGCGCAAGAGGCAAGUCGCCCAUUCGACUCGCUCGACCUUCCGCCGUUCCGAGAUGCGGCGCAUGGGGUAUGCACGUACGGCAUCUCAGUGGAAGAUUGUGCGUCGGCCGUGGUCAAGGCGAUUCAAACCAAGUUGUGGGCCAUCGACUCGUUUGAUGUCGCCGAGUUCGAGCGCAUGGCCAUGGUAGAGCAUGGAGAUAUGACGUGGAUGGUGCCUGGCAAGCUUCUCGCAUUCAGUGGCCCGCUCGCGGAGCGAUACGAGUUUGCGCCAGGCAAGUUUACGUUGCGGGCCCAAGACUAUAGCAAGCUAUUUCACGAGAUGGGGGUCUCGACCGUCGGUGAGCGCUGCGACUUGAUCGGUUUGAGAACAGUGGCUGGGGUAGUUCGACUGAACGAGCAGUGCUACGACCGGAAAAAGUUUGUCCAUGCAGGCAUCCACCACGUGGACUUGAUCUUUCCCGACGGGAGUACGCCCACCGACGGCAUCUUGGACAAGUUUAUCAACAUCUGCGAGCGCGAGCGAGGCGCUGUGGCUGUGCAUUGCAAGGCAGGGCUCGGCCGCACUGGCACUGUCAUCGCCGCCUACAUCAUCAAGCACUAUCACUUUACAGCGAACGAAGCUAUUGCGUGGUGCCGACUCUGUCGCCCCGGCUGCAUCGUGGGCCCGCAACAGUACUUCCUAGCGCAUAAACAAGCCUCGCUGUGGGCCCAACCCACGUGUAGCCGUCCCCCUUCCAAGUCCAAGCGCCCGUCCGUCGCACGGAGACCACGAUCGCGGCAAUCGUCCGAUUAA